UCCCUGGAAAUAAUACAAGCCGGAAGUAGCGCAGGGUAAACUCACGUGCACACCAUGAAAAACACAAAAAAGCACAACAAUGUGUCCCAAAAGGGCAAAUUCAAGCCCGGGUCGAAGAAAAGAGAAAACAAAUGCAUCGUGAUGUUUGACGACAAAGAGAGACAGGACUUCCUCACUGGUUUCCACAAGCGAAAGGUGGAAAGGAGGAAGGUAGCAGUGGCAGAAAUCCGAAAGAAAAUCAAGGAUGAGCAAAUUAGAGUCCGAGAAGAGAGGCAUAAGGAAUAUAUUAAGAUGCUGAAGGAGAGGACAGAUGCGCUCGAGGACGCUGACGAUGAUCUGGAAGAUGUGAUAACCAAUACGACAGAGUCAGUGCAGUACGAUCACCCCAACCACACUGUCACUGUGACAACCAUCAGUGAUAUUGACCUCUCUGGGUCUCACCUGCUCGGACCUGCAGCAAGUCAGGCUAAUGGGGAGAGCAAGGAUGAAGAGAACGGGGAGGAGGAGUCCCAGACAACAAGCGCAAUGCCAAGAAAAGCUGGGAACCCGAUCAUGAACAAAAAGAUCCGCUCUCUAAUGACAUCGCUCAGCACUUGCACCAGCAAGAGGAAGGGGAAAGGGAAGCAGGAAGGCCGAAGAGAACGAGGAGGACGAGGCCGUCCGGCGGACAAGAAACGAGGCGUCACGGAGUUGAAAAAGAGAACAAGGAAGACCAGCAAGUGGCAGAGAUGUCGACAGACUGGAAGGCGGGGGCAGCAUCAGGACUGAAAGAGUGUGUGUGUAAUAACAUGUAAACGUCUGAACUGUAAAGAGACUUCUUGCGUCAGAUUUAUGCGCCCGUGUUUGCAGCAGGACAUGUGUGAGCUGAAGAGUGACAUUAACAACCUGAUGUGGACACUCCAUGUUUCACUGUCUAUCAUGACAAUAUUCCCAAAGUACCUGCCACCUGAAAGUCUUGUUCUGAAGUUUGUACAUUUUUCAAAGGAAAAUAGUUUUUUGUAAUGUUAAUUCGUGAACUUAAGUGUAUUUACUGAAAUUUUGAUUAAAUGAAAGAUUGAUUUCG
This is a messenger RNA of Scophthalmus maximus (turbot), 1063 nucleotides long. RefSeq names its product nucleolar protein 12 (gene nol12). The record is from RefSeq and is a predicted model, not a curated record. The transcript has 6 exons. Gene Ontology annotation, molecular function: RNA binding. The coding region runs from base 55 to 768 and encodes 237 amino acids. NCBI's taxonomy places the organism in Eukaryota, Metazoa, Chordata, Actinopteri, Pleuronectiformes, Scophthalmidae. Gene Ontology annotation, cellular component: nucleolus.